AUGCAAACCCAAAGAAGCAUCACAUUGCUCCAAGCAGAAGCCGACAAUGACGACGAAAGAAAUUGGAACGAUGGGUUAGUGACCAAACACCCAGAAACAGGCGAGCCAUACUUCGCGCGCGCCACUCGAACCUCGUUUCCUGGUGUUGAGAACACAUGGCAUAAUACCUUUGUUGAUUAUAUGGAUCUCGGAGAGAGCAGGAGACUUCGAACAGGCGUUUACGAAGCCAAAUGUCCCCAAUUUGAGGAACUCGUCGUCGUCAAGUUUGCUCGCUUUGAUUGGGAAAUUGGAUACAUGGAGGGCGAGACUGCUGCCUACCAGUUGAUUGAGGGUUGUGACAUUGGUCCCAGGUUCCUGGCACAUCUUACUGAAGAUGGUCGGGUUAUUGGUUUCUUGAUGGAGCGUAUUGCCAAUGCACGGCAUGCUGGGCCUCAGGAUCUUAAUAUUUGCCAGCAGACUCUCACUCGGUUACAUGCUUUGGGGAUUAAGCAUGGUGAUAUCAAUCGUUUCAACUUCUUAAUUCGUGACUCGAAAGCUAUUUUGAUUGAUUUUGAUACGGCCCGCAAGCGCGAUGAUUCUAAGUUGCUUGCUGAAGAGCUCCACAACUUGAAAGAAGCGCUGGAAUCUUCAUCGGGCAAGGGUGGUGACUGUCUAUUCGCCAACCAGGGAAUCUCGGGAAGGACUUUCCAGAAAGCAGACAUUGAUAUUAAAGCUAAGGUGAUUGUGAUUGAUAACCGCAAUGAGUGGAUUGAGACCGCUGCUUUGGUGGCUGGGCAUAUGAAGGCUGCUAAGACUGUUGUUGGCUUGUGUGACGCUGAGGAGCGCAUCUUGAUCGGGUCCUUGCAGCAGUUCCUUCAAAAGGGUGGGACUUUGGUUGAUAUUGGUUUGCCUGCGCCCAGCUUCUUGAGGUCAACCUGUUUGCGCUGA
Messenger RNA from Penicillium samsonianum, 927 nucleotides. Its product is annotated as Lipopolysaccharide kinase. The transcript has 4 exons. Bases 1 to 927 code for a protein of 308 amino acids. The record is from RefSeq and is a predicted model, not a curated record. Lineage: Eukaryota; Fungi; Ascomycota; Eurotiomycetes; Eurotiales; Aspergillaceae.